AUGCAGCCUUCCCUCUCUACUUCUACAACCGGUUUCUCCCCAGUGAAAAUAUCAAUCUCUGGCGGGUCUCUGGGUGCGCUCAUCCUAGUUGAAGCUAAGGCCAAAGGCCUGAACAACUCGUUCGCCCGUUCCUCCGACGUAGCAAAAUCAAUCGAUGACUACGACACUUAUGGCAUUAAAGAGCCAACGGGUCGCCUGCACACCAUUAAGGCAUUCACCGAAGGGAAACUCGAACAGACCGUGGCGGAUAUCAUGAGUAGACAUCCUGAACGGACCGCCAACAUGCUACUCAGCAUGUCCGCCAUGGCGAGCCAGUAUCCUCACACUGGCUUCUACGACUUCAGUUGGGUGGUGCCUAGGGGUAAGGAAGACACAAACAGAACCCUGAUCGUGGACAUCGGUGGUGCCAAAGACUGGACCCUGCAGGCCAUCUGUAAAGAAGCCCCGGAGAUCCUGAUCAGUCGAUGCGUGCUGCAGGAUUUGCCAGUGGUGAUCCAAUUGGUGAAGACGGUUGGGGACGGGGAUAUCAGGAAUGCGCAGUUGAUGGCCAUAGACUUUCACAAGGAACAACCCGUAAACGGUACGUUACGUCUUCCUCAUGCCGAAUCCAUCCAACUGAUAGGUCUAGGUGCAUUGGUAUACAUGAUGCGUCGAAUACUCCGGGACUUUGGCGAUGAUGAGUGUGUGUCCAUCCUCCAGCAUGUGGUCGAUGCCAUGGCACUGGACAGUAAGCUGUUGAUUGCGGAUACGGUCACCGGGAAUCCACCUUCCUGGUUUCCCUCCAUGUUGGACUUUUUCUCUCCACCAUCGGAGGCAAGGAACGAACAGAAGAGGACGUCCGGAAGAUUACCGCACGGGCAGGACUGA
This is a messenger RNA of Aspergillus affinis, 867 nucleotides long. RefSeq lists its product as uncharacterized. The transcript has a single exon. The coding region runs from base 1 to 867 and encodes 288 amino acids. The record is from RefSeq and is a predicted model, not a curated record. Gene Ontology annotation, molecular function: O-methyltransferase activity. NCBI's taxonomy places the organism in Eukaryota, Fungi, Ascomycota, Eurotiomycetes, Eurotiales, Aspergillaceae.